Messenger RNA from Limulus polyphemus (Atlantic horseshoe crab), 1788 nucleotides. RefSeq lists its product as uncharacterized. The transcript has 3 exons. The record is from RefSeq and is a predicted model, not a curated record. Bases 103 to 1788 code for a protein of 561 amino acids. Lineage: Eukaryota; Metazoa; Arthropoda; Merostomata; Xiphosura; Limulidae.
GAAGAACAGGAUUAUUCUAAGUGUUACCACUACCACUGUUGGUAACACAGCGUCUAAUUGUUGAAGAGUAAGUGAACUAGAUAAGGAAGAUCAACGACAGACAUGGAGAAUACAGUUUUAUUCCUGCUCACCUUGUUUAUUUUACUUGUUACGGUUUUGACGAAGGAAAUAGAUAGCAAGCAAGACCUUCAGCAGGAAGAAUCUGUGCGUCUUCCAGCGGAGCACAGAGCUUACCCUGGCGGCGAAGGGCCUGUAGUUGGAAGCGGUUCUUACGUUGGACCAGGAUUGAGCUCGGUUCCUGGGGUCGGAGACUCACAUGAUUAUUGGCCCACUGGGAGACCAGAUAUGCCACAGAUUAAAAACUUGAACGUUAAAUGUGAGAAAAACCACAUGAAAGUAAGCAUGGAAUUCGACCGUCCCUUUUUUGGCAUGAUCUUUAGUAAAGGUCACUAUAGUGACCACAAUUGUGUCCACUUACCACCAGGAACUGGCCAUGCCCUUGUUAACUUUCAAAUCUUCCUUGGAAAAUGUGGCAUGUCCAGUAGUCAGCAACAGAAUGGUGUGGGAGGUUAUGGAGGUGGACAGGGUGGUUAUGGUGAUGGGCUCUUCAUUGAAAACACUAUAAUCAUACAGUACGAUCCUCAACUCCAAGAAAUUUGGGACCAGGCCCGCAGACUCCGUUGUACUUGGUAUGACUUUUAUGAAAAGGCUGUAACUUUCAGACCAUUCAACGUAGACAUGCUUGAUGCUGUGACUGCCAACUUUUUAGGAGACAAUAUUCAAUGUUGGAUGCAAAUUCAAGUCGGCAAAGGGCCUUGGGCUAAUGAAAUAUCUGGAAUAGUUAAGAUUGGCCAGACCAUGACCAUGGUUCUUGCCAUUAAAGAUGAAGAACACAAGUUUGACAUGUUUGUGAGAAACUGUAUUGCCCAUGAUGGCAAGAGUCAGCCUAUUCAAUUGGUUGAUGAAUAUGGAUGUGUGGUAAGACCAAAGAUUAUGAGUGGGUUCCAAAAAAUAAAGAAUUUCGGAACGUCUGCUUCAGUUGCAUCGUAUGCCUAUUUUCAAGCAUUUAAAUUUCCAGAUUCCAUGAAUGUACACUUCCAGUGCGUGAUCCAAGUGUGUAGAUAUGAAUGUCCAGUUCCAAAGUGUGGAGGAGAACUUGGCGGAGGCUAUCUUCCAGCACCACGUGACCCUUCUUUUGGAUAUUCUGAGCCCAAACCCACCUAUACUGAAAACGAAGGUCAGUCUAACCAACAUCUUCCAAGUAAUCCUGGUCCACAAGAACAUUCCAAUGGAGCACCUUCAGUGUUUUUAAAUCGAAACGGCGAAUUGCCUAAUGAAGAAAAUAACAUAACUGUGGGGGGUGGCUACGCUAUUUUUGCAACUGGGGGUUUGCCACGAUCUAGUGACGCUUCCCCAAGGUCUAAUAAUGCUGGAUCCAGACGGAAACGACAGAUACAGGACACUAAAGACAUCCAAACCCAACGUACUAUUCAAGUUGUAGCCCCUGGUGAUGUCGCUUUUAACCUCCCCUUCACUGCCGACAAUGAAAGUGUGGUGGACGUUUACUCUCACCAAGAUGAUUAUACGAGCAGUUCUAUAUGUAUGUCUUUCCCAGGUUUUGCUGUUGGGAUGAUAUUUCUGUUGUUGUUACUUAUUGUAUCUUCCCUGGUGGCAGUUUUUCUGUUUUUCAGAGUACGACAAUUAACAUCGGUUAAGGGACCUCCUAAAGAAAAGGUGAUACCUUAUGAUAAUCCUGAGUUUGUAAGAGUUGUACCAAUGGGUCAUUAA